Messenger RNA from Varroa destructor (honeybee mite), 2061 nucleotides. RefSeq lists its product as uncharacterized. The record is from RefSeq and is a predicted model, not a curated record. Gene Ontology annotation, cellular component: plasma membrane; nucleus. NCBI's taxonomy places the organism in Eukaryota, Metazoa, Arthropoda, Arachnida, Mesostigmata, Varroidae.
CUGCGGUUCGAUUUGAUGGCUCGAUACAAUUUCUAGCCACGGCAAUCUGUUCGGUUACCUACCGCCCGCUAACCCCUCGGAUCUACAUUAUAGAGCGUACGUAUACAUGAGCCCAUCGGGACAUCAAAAGCGCUGUGAGCACCGGUCAGUGAGCUAGAUCCCGAAACAGAAAACAAUCGGCUGGCAUAGACAGCGGGAAGGUGUAUCGAUAGCUGGUGCAGGCAGAGACCAGCUAAAGACGAAGUAUGCCCUUUAGGCGAGAGGGUUCCUCCCAGUCUUCGGUGGCGCCAACAGGGGCUACUGCCUACGCUAGCAUUCGCCGCAGUGAGCGACUCGCUAGUAAAGCUGCGCAUCUUCUUGAGUUCGAUACAAUAAUUUCGUCAUUCAGAAACGUCCAUGGGGCAGGUUCUAAAGGUUUAUCAAAUUCAACCUAUCGGAGUUUUAACAAUAAUAUUGAUCAGGAUCGGUCAUUCUUGAAUCUAGAGCAAGUUGAUCGGAAAAGUGGUGUUGAUGUUGUUGUCGGCUUAGAAAUGGAAACGACGUUAUUGUCGCCAGACAAAGUGAAUAUGAAUCAGAGUAUAUGGCCUGUGGAUGGCAGUAUUUUGGCCUCGGAUCAGAAAAUCGUAGCGAUGGGUGUCGCCGAAGAAGUACCUAUGCCCAACACGGCAGCUGCUGGCGUGAUUACCGGCGCUAAACGCGAAUUCAAGCGUCGAAAUGUUCGAAUGUCGAUCCGAAGAAGUCUUCGACCGUUGGCGAAUAUUCUGAUUAACGGCAAAAAGAAGAAAGAUAACUGUCAUCAACGAUCGAUAAUUGUUGACGAUGAUAUGCAAAAGCAUUACCAAGCCGCUAACAAAAACAGAAACAUGAACUAUUUGAUGGACGAUGACAACGAAUUUGCCCACAUCGACCAAAACCCGCCAGCCGCCGUAAUGGAGCGUCGAGCCCACCGCAACACCAUCUGCCUUGCGUCAUCUGAUAUGAACUCAGGAGAUACGGCCAUAGACUCAAGCGUGGCUCGGCCAUUUCCUAGUGACAAGUUAUCUUGCAGGAUGCACUCUAUGAAUCCACAUCUCAAUAAAACCAAUAUAAAAUGCGAUAACUUACACUAUGAGUUUCGCGUGCCGAUGGUGCCACCGGAACUACCGAUCUUCCCUAAGCCACUUCCGCGUACGUCGCUAUUGCGGCAGGAGAACGUACCUCCAUUGCCGCCACCAAGGCGACGAUCUCCCCGAAUUUCACAGACGCUGACGAAAUUCCGUGAACUAGAGCAGCUGCACAACUACGAACCAAGCAGCAUACUUCGUCUACGAGAAUUGUCCACGAAUCCACCUAAGCGAAAAAUUUGUCUUGAGCCAACGGUAGAGUGUGCAGCUGAUGAUGAAAAUUCAUUUGUCGACUGGCGAGCAUUCGCUGGAACCAGCGGUGGUUAUGAUACCGAUCGGAAACGCAGAAAAACUGUUCGUUUUCAGAACAAAAGCCUCGGCAUGCUUAGGGGUAGUGAAUUAGCAAGCGGAAAGGCCAAACUGCAACUAUGCCUUUAUAUCAAUUAUGGACACCUCUCAGUGCACGUAAUCCGGGGUGCCAAUUUGCCUUUGCUACCGGACCAGCAUGAGCUAAACUCGUACGUGAAGGUUGCCCUUGAGCCGAAAGAUGUGAGGAGUCAGCACCGUUCACAACUGGUCUCGGGGACGGUCGAUCCUUCGUAUGAUUUCCGACUAUCUUUUGAACUUUCUUUGGGUGUCGAAGAGGACCGAUCACUGUUAAUUACGGUGUGGCAUAGAGAUUAUAUCACCAAACAAAGUCGACUCCUAGGUUUUUUGAACUUCGCAAUGAAAAGAAUCAUUGAAGCAAAUCGAAUUGAGGGCUGGUUUAGGCUGCCAAGCCUUGCCAUAACGAAAAAGACACGGAACUAAGUCUACGGUGAACAAGUACCCUAUGUAAGCCAUAUGCCUUGAGCUGUAAUUCGUAACAUUGUAGCGUUAAGACCCGAAGAAGUAAGUACGUGCUCAUUUGAUGGGAGUUUAACCUAUGCAAAGUCAAAUGUAUAUUCAUUGACUAAUA